CGGAGGCGGGGUCCCGGGCGAGCCGCUCUGGGAGGCGGGGGGCCGUUUCCAUAGCGGCGGCAGGAGGUGUCGCGCCGGGGAACUUCCUGGUUCCCGGGCUCGGCUUUGCCGGGAUCCUCUCGGAAGGGAAACAAUGGGGCGGAGGGCACUGCGGUAGCCGCCGCCGCUGCGCCGGGACCUGCUCGGCCCCCCGGGACCCCCCGCCCUCAGCCUCCGUCGACGGGACCGUUCGGAGGCGAUAGCAUUUACAGGAGGAGAAAGGAAAUCUGAAAAUGUUAUCUCUUGUGCUACUAAACUGCCUCCUUGCUGAAAAGAAUUGGUAGUCCACCUAUUUGUGCACGAAGGGUUUGCAUUUCAAAGCUGUGAUUGGCAUUAAGAGUCUUGAAUACGUGACUUCAGUUGACAUGUAUUCCUCUGAGAAACACUGGACAGCAGAUUUGGGUGUAGUGCCUGAUCGGGACCACAUACAGAGACAUCUCCAGUCAUGGAUUCAAACCAGGAUGUAGCACUUAAACUUGCCCAGGAGCGAGCUGAAAUAGUUGCUAAAUAUGACAGAGGACGAGAAGGUGCAGAGAUUGAACCUUGGGAAGAUGCUGAUUACCUUGUUUACAAAGUCACGGAUAGAUUUGGCUUCUUACAUGAGGAGGAGCUCCCAUAUCACAAUGCAGCUAUGGAACGGCAAAAGCACCUGGAAAUUGAAAGAACUACUAAAUGGUUGAAAAUGCUAAAAGGAUGGGAAAAAUACAAGAACACUGAAAAGUUUCAUAGGAGAAUUUACAAAGGAAUCCCACUCCAACUCAGAGGUGAAGUCUGGGCACUGCUCCUGGAGAUCCCAAAAAUGAAGGAAGAGACCAGAGACCUGUACAGUAAAUUAAAACACAGAGCACGGGGUUGUUCGCCUGAUAUCAGACAGAUAGACCUUGAUGUCAACCGCACAUUUAGGGACCAUAUCAUGUUUAGAGACAGAUAUGGUGUGAAGCAACAAUCCCUGUUCCACGUUCUUGCUGCAUAUUCUAUUUAUAAUACGGAGGUUGGAUACUGUCAGGGGAUGAGCCAGAUCACAGCCUUGCUCCUCAUGUACAUGAACGAGGAAGAUGCCUUCUGGGCCCUGGUCAAGCUGUUCUCAGGCCCCAAACACGCCAUGCACGGAUUUUUUGUCCAUGGUUUUCCCAAACUCUUGAGGUUUCAAGAACAUCAUGAAAAAAUCCUGAAUAAAUUUUUGUCCAAGCUUAAGCAGCACUUGGAUUCUCAAGAAGUCUACACAAGUUUUUACACAAUGAAGUGGUUUUUUCAAUGUUUCCUUGAUCGGACGCCCUUUACACUAAACCUCAGAAUAUGGGACAUCUAUAUCUUCGAAGGAGAACGAGUUCUUACUGCUAUGUCUUACACAAUCUUAAAAUUACACAGAAAACAUCUUAUGAGAUUGUCCAUGGAAGAACUUGUAGAAUUUCUUCAGGAGACCUUGGCAAAGGAUUUUUUCUUCGAAGAUGACUUUGUAAUAGAGCAGCUCCAGAUUUCUAUGGCAGAACUGAAGCGGGCAAAGCUCGACCUUCCAGAGCCUGGCAAAGAGGAUGAAUUUCCAAAAAAACCUUUGGGGCAGCUUCCCCCUGAAGGUCAGUCGGCUGGUGUCGCUCACCUGAGCAACGGACAGAGGAGCGUGGGCAGGUCGAGUCCUCACCCUGGCGGUCGGAGAGGCAGCGGCUCGCCCCUCAAGACCCACGACCCUUCCCCGCCCCACCCACGCCGCACCGGUACCCCGGAGAGGGCGAGGCAGCAGCGGCGGAAGUCGUCGGACGAGGAGGGUAAAAGGCUUCGCGACGAGGCUGAGGCGCAGGCGCAGAGGAGACUCCCGCCGGCCGCCCAGGACGGCUCCGGGCAGUACAACCACGCGGCGGCCAAUCAGAACAGCAACGCCACCUCGCGCGCCCGGAAGGAGUUCGCGCCCCGAUGGCACAAGCCUUCCGAGGCCGCGGUUCUGGAGAAGACCGCCAAGUCCGCCGUGGAAGGCCGGAGCCGGGCCGCACCCCCCGCGCUCGCCGACCCCCGGGCCGCGCACGUGAGGCAGAAGACGAAGGUGCUGGACGCAGAGGAGGGCAAGCGCGGCUCCACCGCCUCGCAGUACGACAACGUGCCUGAGGACGGUCCGGGCGGCGCUGUGGAGGAGGCGCUGGAGCGCGCGCGGGCGCAGAGCCCCCGGAGGCCCUCCGAGCCCGGCGCCAGCCCGUCCAGGGCCCCGCCCAAGUUCGCCUUCAAAGUCCUGCCCACGAGUUACGCCCCGCACCCGUUCCUGCCAGACGGGGAAGAUCGCGGGGCCGCGCACCCUCCUUUGUACAGUAACCCCCCCACCUACCAGGGCAGCUCUCCAAAACGGGUCCCCGCCGCCAACAGCAGCUUCCCGUUCCCCCCCGGGGCGCACACGAAUCCUUCCCGGAGACCUUACGGCUCCGCGCUUCCAGUCAACGCUUCUCCAGAGAAAUCUCACAGCCGCCCGACUCCUCUGGUCCAGCCGUCGAGUCGAAUAGAAGUUCUCCCUGUUGAUUUUGGUGCCGGCGGAUAUUCGGGCAAUUCAGGGUCCCCAAAGAAUGGGAAAUUCAUCCUUCCUCCAGGGGAUGGAUUGCCAGAUAACAGAAAAUGGUCAGAAGUUGGUUACACGUGGAGACCAGAGAUGCACGGACAGCCGUGGACAAGAGAUGUCAACCGUGGCCACUUGAGCAGUUUCCCAAGACACCCCACGUUUCACCACACCCCCUAUCAGGACCACGCCCUCCCCGCAGUCUCCGUAGAUGGUCCAGUGCGGUAUAGAACUUCCCCAGCUCUGGAAGACGCCACUUCACCCGGGUUUCAGUAUUCAGGGCCCUCACCUCCAGCGUAUCACUACAGAAAUCGGGAUGGACUCUCUAUUCAGGAGUCAGUAUUGCUGUAAGAAUUCAUCUGUACUUGCUGCAGACAAGAGACUAGAAACCGUAUGAGACCUGAAUUGCUACGUUUAUAAUUGCCAAAGCAGUAUUUUAUACAAUUGUAAAGAACUCGCACAGCUCUCAUGUAUGUCAGUAAUAAGAAUAUAUGGAAGUGAUUUCAUCCCCACCUAGAUGCCGCUUAACAAUGAGCUUUUAACGUGCAUCAUCACUGAAUCCAUUAAAAGGAAUUUAACCUGGAAAUAUAGCAAUAGCAUUUAGGGAUGCACGCACAGUUUCAUUUAUAUCUUUUUCCAAAAUCUGAAUAUUUGUACUCUCUUAGCCCAUUCUAUUUUGAGUAAUGUUACAGAGCACUGAAAAGCAGUAGAAUAGGUAUUUUUAAGGCUGUCCCUAGUGUAUGGUGUUUUUUAAUAGCUACUAUAUAGGCAUCUACCCAUAUACAGUCAAACACAGAACUAAAAAAAGGUUUUGAAGAAAAUAACUUUCAAUGUAGAUCCAUGGAAUAAUUUAUUCUUCUUUUCCCUAACUUACCUUUUAGUCAAUUUUUGUCCGCGCACCCCCCCCCCCCCACCCUUGUAUUUUUAACCCAGGUCCUAAACUGACUUGAGGGUUUGCCCUGAUUUAAUUUGGCGUCUCAUGGAAUGCUCAGCUUUCUCAUUCAGUUUUCAAUCUGAAAAUUAAAGACAUUGGAGAGGAAGGCUAACCAGUUAAUGGUGCUUAAAAAAUCAGCACAGUUUAAGUUUUGUUUUCAGAAGUGCAGCACGCAGUGUGUCCGUGUUCACAGAGAAAUCAGCUUUCGUGUGUCUCUGCCUUUUUCUGGUCUGACUCCUGUAAAGCUCAGAGCAGAGUAUGCUUGCCAGACGCCCAGAAAGUGCGCGCAUAACUCUCCAGUGGAUGCCAGUUGAAGUUGCAAGUUACCAAUCAUCAGUCACUCAUAGCAGAACGAACUGCUUUGAAAUUCAUUUGAAAGCAGGAUUAACAAUAUGGUCCUUUCUUACUUCUGUCCCUUAAAUUCCUGUGAAACCUCCCUACAAAGGGCAGGGAGAUACUUACAUGGUCUUUUCCUGGCCCUCUUCCUUUAAAGAAUGUAGUCAGUGGAUAUUGCUGCUCUUAGGCCAUUAAAUUAUUGCUUUGUAAAAUUGUAAAAAACGAUCCUAAUUAUUACUAGGAAUCUCAGAUUUUGGUCCUUUUUUUUUUUUAAUAGCAUGGCUAUCAUAUUUUCAGAAAUCUUUUUUUUGGUUGGUUGUUUCGUGAAAAAAGUUCAGUUUCAUGGUAACAAAUCAGCAGUGUCUUUCAGAAUGUUCUUUUACACUACAAUGACCAGAACGGCAACCAAGUUUUGGGCACUCCAAGAAACUCUGUCUUUGGGUUUCACUGGAGAGCUGGUUUUCACCCUCACUUUGCUCUUGUUCAAACAGUAGAGAAUAGAAAACCUAACAUUGAUGGUUCUUCUUGUAAGUUGGGGCUUUUAAGCUUUCAAGGUACAGAAGUAUAUGUUUUAAAAUGAGAGGAACAUUUGUUUAGCUAGUGAAUGUGACAAUAUUUUUUAUGUAUAUAAUGAGUCUAAUGUAAUUUUAAUCAACUUGGUAAUGAUGUUAUUAAAGGGCAAAACAAGUGCAGUGUGUUAGCAGCUGAGCACUGCACAGAAACUCUGACAAAAUCCCAAUACCACAAGACUCCUGAUUCAGAUCAUGUGGAAGCUGAGAAAUAAAUGUAUAUAAAAAUGUAGCUGGGGAUGUGAACUCCAAUUUUAAACCAUGAUUCUGUGACUUGUAAUAAUCCAAGCUGUACAAUUUAGUUUAUGAUAGCAGCAUCAGAGCUGCUUCAAAAUAUAUAUAUAUCAACAGUGGUAAAUACUGUAGAUUUAUAUAUAUAUAUAUAUAUAUAUAUAUGCAAAAAAUAUAUACACACACACUAUUUUCUUAUGUCAUCUAUGACAUUUUUUAUCUGUAUACUUUUUUUGAUGUGAUUGUUUUUAACAUGCUGAAGAAGUAUAUUUUGUGUCUUUUAUGUGCUUUUUUCAUAUGGCAUCUCUGAUUUUUCUAAACCUUGUUCCCUUCUAACUGAGGAGAUAUGACCCAGUAUUUGCCUCCAUGCCUAUAUAUAUUGCAGUUCUAUGUUACAUGCUUUACUAGUUUCCAGUAAUUCUGUAUUUAGAACCGUAGCACCUGCCUUUAUUUAAUCAGCCAUUUUUAAUAGCUUACAAGUCUGUUAGUGUGUGAAAUUCACUCAGUUGUGUCCAACUCAUUGCUAUCCCCAUGGACAUAUAGUCAUGGGAUUCUCCAGGCCAGCAUACUGGAGAGGGUAGCCUUUCCCUUUUCCAGGGGAUCUUCCCAACCCAGGGAUUGAACCAGGUCUCCCACAUUGCAGGUGGAUUCUUUACCAGCUGAGCCACAAGGGAAGCCCUUUUAAUAGCAAUAAGGUAUUAUUUUCAGUUUCCCCCCAUUGUGAAAUGUAACUGUUGGUUUUUCAAGUAGGAAAAUUUAAUUUGAACUUAUUUUGCCUCCAUCCAGUUUUACUCUUUCAAAUUUAUCUUUUAAUAAAAGAUAAAUAAUGAAAUGUUAAAAGAUGGAAUAAUAUUCAUAUAGGAGGUUAAGUAUAUUUAGAAAAAAUCUGGUAAGGAUCUUCAUUGUUUUCUCUAGAUAUAUACGAGGUAAAUAUUUUACCACCAUUAAGUCUUUUCUUCAUAGCAGUUUUGCUUAACACAGUAAGCACUUUGAUAUAGUUUAUAUAUUUUUUUAAUAGUUUGAAAAAUUAAAGAAACUAGACCUAGUGUCUCAGAGAGUUUUAAAACUUCAACUCUUUCAGGUGCUUAUGUUGUUUCCAGGAUGUUUAAAACAGAAGACAGCUUUGGGAGCCGACAGAUGUCUCUACUGUCAAACCAGACAUACAGGGGAGGGACAGAAUUACUCUUCCUCCUGCCCUCUAGGUUCUCCGUCCAGACCUCGUAGGUUGGGCUGAUAAAGGGCAGACAAGCAGGAGAAAGGCAACCAGAAGGUCAUUAACAUGUGUGUCCCGCCUUCACGUGGUAUCCAGUGAUGAGUUGCUCCAAGGGAGGGUUCGCUUUCCCCAACUAAGCUUUCUCCACCCAGCUUAGUUGGGGAAAGGGAUGGGGAAGAAAGGGCACUUAAAAGCAAAUGACUUUCUAGAAAAUAAAUGGGCCUUUAGCAAAGCAGAUAGGAGAAAUGAUCAUUUGUCCUGGGGGGCUGAGCGGGGUGCCAAAAGAGGAGAUUAUGAAGUUGCCUGGGGAGGGGAUUUAUGACAGUUGCAUUCUUUGGGAAGGCUCUGCUUUCAGGCAGGUAAAGGAUUUCAGGGCCUCCGGUAACUUCAGCCCAGCGGUCAUUCGUACCCCCAAAGUGGCCUGCUUUGGGGUGGCAGGUCCUGAUCCCCUGCACCAUCAACGACAGGAUGUUUCUCUAAAGAAGGAAAAGAGAUUCAGUCAGUGGGACAUCUCCAAAGAAGCAAAAUAGACGUUUACAGGAUGUGAUAUGAUUGUUUUAACUUUUUUUUCAUUUUAAGAAGAUUCUGAUACUAAGUUUUAUGUCACUGUGAGUGUCACUUUAUAUUUAAUCAUUUCCGAUCUUUGUCUCAGGGCUUGUUACACCAUAAGCACAAAAAUGAUGCCUAGUCAAUAUUUCGCUAAGAUCUCUUUUCUUUACUUUUUUUAUGAUUAGAGAAAAACAUUCCAGGUCCACAAAUAGGGCUUUAUUCACACAGGAUCUACAGCUUAAUCUUUUGGAAAUAUUAUUACUUCUCAGUUAUCUUUUAGAUUCACGCCUUUGUUUUCAGAUGUUCUUGAUUGUGGGUUAUUUAAGAUUGGUUUUGGCAGUCUGUUUCUUUGUUUUAAUUGUCCUUUAAUGGAUUUUAAAUUUCAUUUCUAAUACUGACAUUAAUACUUAGCGAUCAGACAGUUUUAAUAAGUCAGACUUAACUUUUACAAUGACCUAAGGUGUUGAGAACAGAAGAAAGGAUUCCAUUUAAUAUUUAUUUGUGAAUUGUACUCUCAGAAGGGUUUCAGUUACUGAUAAAUCUAAGCAUAACUGCCACCAUUUUAUCAGUAAGAAUCCUGAAAAAUAGAGGAAAAAAAAACAGAUUUCAUAGGAGUGGAUCUUCACCCCUGCUGCUCGUUAAAACUAACUGGGGAAUUUUUUUUUUUUUUUUAAUCAAUUGUAUAUUCCCACUGUGAGCUGUCUCAAAAAUUCUUAACAGACCCGUUUCAGAGUUUCGAAACUGAUUUCGGGUAAGUUAGGAAAAUUUCGACUGGAAAGAUGAACAUCCCCAGCCAUCUCGUGUUUCUGAUGAACUGCCGGCAGUGGUGGGAAGUGGCAGUGACUUCAGCCCAAGGCCAGACCCUGUGCUUCCUCUCAUCACCUCUUACAACAGUUCUUCCAGAUAGGUCGAGCCUUACGCGGAUUUCCGUUUUCCUGGAUAACUUCUGUCACUUUCCUUAAGUGACCUGCUGAAAAGAGGCCCAAGCUGUCGAGAAGCCCAUGGAGAAGCCGAGAAUGUGCUGCACACUGGUGUCCACACCUGACCAGGCAGCAUUUCAUUGAGCCACUACGGUGUACUAGUUGCCUUGGGACUGUGCUGGGUUCGUACUUCAAGAUAGGAGGUGCGUUUUAUAGUCUGUGUCUCAGAUCAAUGUUGGCGAUGGGACGUGGACAGGUGACCCCACUGGGCGCAAAAGAGCCCAGUGCUGGAGGGUCUGGGACGGCCUGUGCGGGAGAGUGCUCAGAGUAGACGGACUGAAGGGAAGGGGAGGGGCGUUUGGAGAGAAGGGAUGGACGAGCAACCUCAUGGCGUGUGUCAGGGGGUGGGGGGAAGUUCUCGCUUUGGUGUGUGUGUCUGGGAUAGGGUGGGAAAGUCUGCAGAGAGCUGUCCUGGGGACCUGUGUGCCCUAUGGAGGCAGAUGUAGGGGUACAGGCCUGGGGGAAGUUUGGACAGUUGCAACAGGUGUUAUUUCUAAAAGGUAGUACAGAUCUCAGCACCAGGGGAGAAAUUAACAAGAAAAAGUGAUGAACUUGAGAACUAUUUACCGAGUAAAAAUCGGCGAAACUUGAUAAUCGAUUGGAUGUAAUCAUAACAAUUAGGGAUAAUAGCUAACAUUACUGAAUGCUCGCUGUGUGUCUGGCAUUGUGCUAGGCAUAUUACCUGUAUUAACUCAAUUCUCACAAUAACUGAAGUGUAUGACCUUAAUUCCCAGUUUACAUAUGAGAUAACUAAGGCUCACAGAGUUGAAGUGAUUUGCCCCAAGUUAUGCAGCUGGUAGGAAAAGAGACCCAGGCAGGACUUGAAUCUGAGUCUAAAACUUCCAUUCCCUCACUGACAAUUUUAAGAAAGUAUUACUUAACCUACCAUAAAAUUCACCCAUUUAAGUAUACACAUCAGUGAUUUUUUUAGUAAGUUUACAGAGUUUUGCAACCAUCACAGCAAACCAAUCUUAGAACAUUUCCAUUACCUCAGAAACUCUCUUUUCCCCAUUUGCAGGACCCAUUCCCACCCACAGCUUCAGGCAGCUGUUGAUCCACCAUCUAUCCUUCUGAUUUGCCUUUUCUGGACCUUUAAUAGAAAUGGAAUCAAACAAUAUUUGGGGUUUUUUGCAUCUGGCUUCUUUUGCUUUUUGAGGUUCAUCCAUGGGUAGGAAGUGUCAGUAUCCACUUUCUUAAUUGCUGAAUAGGAUUCUGUUGUAUGACUAUCACAUUUUGUUCCUCAAGUCACCAGUUGAUAGACAUUUGGAUUAUUUUCACACGUUUGUGUCAAGUUUGCGUGGCCUUGUUUUCAUUUUCCUUGGGUACGUAUUUAGGCGUGCUGUUGCUAGCUUUUAUGAUGUUUGUGUUUAACUUUUUAAGAAGCUGCCACAUUCUUUUCCAUCAUAUCUAUAUCAUUUACCUUCCCACCAGCAAUGUAUGAGGGGUCUGAUUUCUCCACGUCCUCACCGAUGCUUGUUGUUUUAUAUUUCUGGUUAAAGCCAUUCUAGUGGGUGUGAAGUGAUAUCUCAUUGUGGCAUUGAUUUGCGUUUCUCAAAUGGCUAAUGAUGUUGAGCAUCUCUUCAUGUUUUUAUGACUCAUUUGUGUGUAUUCUUUGGUGAAAUCUCUAGUCAUAUCUUUUGCUCACUUGUUUAAUUGGGUUUUCUUAUUCUUUAAAAGUAAGCAUUCUUAAAAUACUCUGGGUACAAGUCCUUUGUAAGACAAGAUUUGCAAAUAUUUUCUCCCAGUCUGUGACAUGUCUUUUCAGUUUCUUAAUGAUGUCUUUUGAAGUAUGAAUGUUUUUAAUUUUAAUGAAGUCCAGUUUAUUUUUUUCUCUAUGGAUCAUGCUUUUAGGAUUGUAUCUCUCUGCCUAACCCAAAGUGACAAAUGAUUUUUCUCCCGUGUCUUAUUUCAGAAGUUUUACAAUUUAGCUCUUACAUUUAUAUCUAUGAGCCAUGUCAAAUUAUUACUGUAUAAAGUGUGAGGGAAGGAUCUAAGUUGAUAUGCAUGUUCAGUGGUCUCAGAACCAAGUUUAAAAGACAGUGCUUUCCAAAACUGAAUUGCCUUAGUACCCCUAUCAAAAAAUCAAUGAAUCAUAUUAUAAUAAGUGUUUAAGUUUCGAAAACAAGAAGUGUACAUCCUCCAA
Molecule: messenger RNA, 9527 nt
Organism: Dama dama (fallow deer)
Lineage: Eukaryota; Metazoa; Chordata; Mammalia; Artiodactyla; Cervidae
Gene: USP6NL
Product: USP6 N-terminal like
Exons: 16
Coding region: 485-2923 (812 amino acids)
Source: RefSeq, a predicted model, not a curated record